Aedes albopictus (Asian tiger mosquito) is the source of this 3429-nucleotide messenger RNA. RefSeq lists its product as uncharacterized. Gene Ontology annotation, biological process: DNA integration. The transcript is spliced from 2 exons. Lineage: Eukaryota; Metazoa; Arthropoda; Insecta; Diptera; Culicidae. Gene Ontology annotation, molecular function: nucleic acid binding. Bases 1 to 3429 code for a protein of 1142 amino acids. The record is from RefSeq and is a predicted model, not a curated record.
AUGCACAUUUGCACGGAAACGUCCGAUCGUGACCUGCAUGAUUACGUACGGGAAUUUUUCUCCGUGGAAAGCCUUGGAGUUGCCGUAGCACCCAACUUGGCGGGCAACGAGGAUCAACGAGCACGCCAAAUUCUACAAGAAACAACAGUUAGAACGGGUAGCGGAAAGUUCGAGACCGGAUUACUUUGGAAGCAAGAUGUCGUCGAGUUCCCGGAUAGUAGACCAAUGGCUGAGCGUCGGUUGAAAUGCUUGGAGAGACGUCUGGAGAAAAAUCCGCAGUUGUACGACAGUGUGAGGCAGCAAGUGGCAGACUACGAGUCCAAGGGCUAUAUUCACCGAGUUACUGAGGAAGAAAUGGCAAGUUUCGACCCCAGACGUGUUUGGUAUCUUCCAUUAGGCGUCGUGUUGAACCCAAACAAAGCCGGGAAGGUACGCGUCAUUUGGAACGCGGCGGCAAAAGCUGGCGGAUCAUCGCUGAAUUCGAUGCUGCUGAAAGGACCCGAUCUUUUAACUCCGCAGCUGUCUGUUACGUUCAAGUUCCGUGAGCGAGAAGUUGCCUUUUCCGGCGACAUACAAGAAAUGUUUCUGCAAGUUGGAAUCCGAAAAAAGGACAGGAGCGCGCUAUUGUUUGUUUACCGCAAUCACUCGAACGAACCUAUGGUGACGAUGGCGUCCGAUGUUGCUAUCUUCGGAGCGACGUGUUCCCCGGCCCAAUCACAGUACGUGAAGAAUCUCAACGCAACGGAGCAUGAGGCUCAGUACCCAAGAGCAGCUUCGGCGAUCAAAAACAAGCACUACGUCGACGACUAUCUUGAUAGCGUCGACACUGAAGAGGAAGCCGUCGAGCUAGCGUUAGAAGUUGCUGAAGUCCACAGCAAAACGGGCUUCCGCAUACGCAAUUGGGUAUCUAAUCGAACAUCGGUUCUGGAAGCAAUCGGAGAAGCUAAUCCGGCCGCAGUGAAAAGUCUUUCGAUGAACAGUCAGAGCGCUUUCGAGCGUGUGCUUGGAAUAUCGUGGAUUCCAGGUGACGAUGUGUUCUGCUUCACGAUUAAUCUUCAAGGAGACCUGGAAAGUGAGGUUGCGCCGACUAAACGUACAAUGCUGAGCUUUGUUAUGAAGAUUUACGACCCCUUGGGGCUAGUGGGCUCACUAGUGAUCCAAGGAAAAAUACUGCUGCAAGACGUGUGGAGAGCUAAAAUAGAUUGGGAUGAGCAGAUUUCCGAAGAUCUGUUCUCGCGCUGGAAGCUUUGGCUGCAGAUGCUGAAGGAGUUGAACAACGUUCGCAUCCCUCGAAGUUACUUUCGGGGUUACGAUCCUACCUGUUUCGAUACCCUGGAGCUUCACGCAGCCGUAAUUGGAGCACGUCUGCGCAAGACCAUCGAGGAUGGCCAUUCCAUAAAGGUAACACGCACCUACUUUUGGAGUGAUUCCAGCACUGUCGUCUCAUGGAUCAAGUCUGACACCCGUCGAUACCGGCAGUACGUUGCGUUUCGGGUGAAUGAGAUUUUGAGCUUAUCGAAAACUGAAGAGUGGCGAUGGUUGGGAACGAAGAUCAAUGUUGCAGAUGAAGCCACCAAGUGGGGAAAAGGACCGAAUUGUAACUCCGACAGCCGAUGGAUGCGAGGGCCCGCCUUUCUGUACGAAGAGAAGAAUCAUUGGCCAAAGGACAAGUUCGUGAUGAUUGAAGAAACGUCAGAGGAAUUGAGACUAGCUUACGUGUGCAGUCAUUUUUUGUCAGUUCCCAUGAUUGAUAUUUCGCGAUUCUCAAAAUACGAAAGGCUGUUACGGAGCAUGGCGUAUGUCUAUGGGUUUUGUAAUAGGCUUCUACAACGAAUUGGAAGAAGGCCUUCCGAAGGUGCAUGGAGUGUCAGCGGUGAAGAUUUGCGGAGUGCGGAAAGAUGUCUCUGGCGGCUCGCUCAAUCAGAUGGUUACCCGGAUGAGGUCGCUAUAUUGACACACAACAAGCAGUCAACACCUGAAAACCAACAAUCGUUAGGUCGAAGCAGUUCGUUGACAAAUCUUCCUCCUGUGUUGGAUGAGCAUGGAUUGAUCCGUGUUGAUGGUAGAAUCGCAGCCGCAGAUUACGUACACUACGACACCAAGUACCCAGUAGUUCUACCUAAAGGACACCCGAUUACGGACUUGCUACUGGACUGGUAUCACCGAAAGUUUCGUCACGCCAACAAUGAAACGGUCGUAAACGAAGUGCGUCAGAAGUUUUUCGUCCCGAAGCUAAGAUCAUGCGUCCGAUCAGUUGCGAAACGUUGCCAGUGGUGCCGCGUUUACAAAGCCGUCCCUGCAGUCCCGAAGAUGAGUCAACUGCCUCGGUCCCGCGUUACACCAUUCGUUAGACCCUUCACAUUUGUGGGCAUAGACUACUUCGGGCCCUACCUAGUGAAGAUCGGUCGUAGUGCAGUUAAACGGUGGGUAGCGAUAUUCACAUGCCUAACCGUACGGGCUAUACAUAUGGAGGUAGUGCAUUCGCUUUCUACCGAUUCUUGUAAGAAAGCAGUUAGGCGGUUCAUCGCUCGCAGAGGAGCACCACAAGAAGUCUAUACGGAUAACGGGACGAAUUUCAUCGGCGCGAGUAGAGAGUUGGAAGAUGAGUGGCGGAAGCGGAACAUCAACGUUAGCUUGAGCAGCACAUUCACGGACACCAAUACCCAGUGGCGAUUCAACCCUCCCUCAGCUCCACACAUGGGCGGAUGCUGGGAGCGCAUGGUCCGAUCCGUGAAGACCGCACUGGGAACUCUGCCGGAAUCAAGGAAGCUGGACGACGAGUCUUUCAUGACACUGUUGGCAGAAGCGGAGCAUAUGGUCAAUUCGCGCCCUUUAACGUUUUUGCCUGUUGACAGCGAGGAGCAGGAGUCGUUGACUCCCAAUCAUUUUCUGAUGCUUAGCUCUAGUGGAGUGCGGCAACCGAUCAAAGCGCCGGCGUGUGAACGAAAAGCGUUGAAGGGCAGCUGGGACCUUAUUCAACAGAAGUUGGACGCUUUCUGGAGUCGCUGGAUCUCCGAGUAUUUGCCAGUAAUAUCACGCCGAUCUAAAUGGUUCAAUCACGUGACGCCUAUCAAGGAAGGAGCGUUGGUUGUUAUAGUCGACGGGAAGAUGCGGAACCAAUGGAUACGUGGACGGGUGAGCCGAACUUAUCCCGGCAAGGAUGGAGCAGUACGUCUGGCGGACGUGAAUACAUCUACAGGGGUGUUGAAGAGGAGAGCAGUUUGUAAGCUAGCGGUUUUGGAUGUCUGCGAUCACAAAGAUGAAACGCAAAGUGAUCAUGGUGAUGUCGAUUGCGGACGGCGUCGUGUGCGCAGCGGAUAUGGUGUCGUCGAACCAGUGCCCGUACGACACGAGGGGGAGGAUGUUGCGACAACGUCGUCCAUCGAAGCACCCCCCGGAAGCUUUGGCGUUUCUCAUGCGAAUGUGUGA